AACUUCUGGAAGAGUGAAUGUGUGGUGCUGCCACUGUGGGUGAUGACUGUCACUCCAUGUCCUCUUCCAUCUGUCCUUAGGGACCAGCUGGGGUCCCAUGACAGCCUAGGUUGCCACUGUGGCAACAGUAGUGAACAGCCGCACAGCUUUUACCAUUGUUCCUGCCACAGCGAUGACUCCACAGUGAAUGGAAAUGGGCCCAGCCCUCUGCCUGUGUAUGAGAAGCCUGAACCCCUAGCUGGACCUUGGGCUGUUCCAGAGGAAACCUCAACCCCAUCUGGAAACCAAGGUGAAGAACUUCUAGGAGACCCAAACCUUCAUUUGAAUAUUGAAGAAUCAAACAAGAAGUUCAUGUCAGAAAGUGAAGAACUGUACAACUCCCUCAUGAGCUGUCACUGGCAGCCUCUGGACACCGUCCUGUCUAAUGUCCCUGGUGAGCCUCACCCCCACUCCCCAAUAUGA
Molecule: messenger RNA, 462 nt
Organism: Peromyscus californicus insignis
Lineage: Eukaryota; Metazoa; Chordata; Mammalia; Rodentia; Cricetidae
Gene: CUNH6orf52
Product: chromosome unknown C6orf52 homolog
Exons: 3
Biological process (GO): selenocysteine incorporation
Cellular component (GO): nucleus
Molecular function (GO): tRNA binding
Source: RefSeq, a predicted model, not a curated record